Messenger RNA from Acanthosepion pharaonis, 594 nucleotides. Lineage: Eukaryota; Metazoa; Mollusca; Cephalopoda; Sepiida; Sepiidae. The record is from the annotation of a GenBank genome assembly.
AUGUUAGAUAACUUUCGUUAUUUUUUCUUUCGUUCUUUCCUUCGAAUUCACUAUUUGAUUGACUGUUUUCUUUUUAAUUCUCAUCACUUAUACUGUUAUAUAUUUUUCUUUUUGUCCUUUUCUUUUACUACCGCCAUAUGUCUUUCUUUUCUGACUGUUAUUCAGAUUACUUUCUUUUUUCGUAUUUAUAGAUUUGUCCUUUUGGCUAUUUUUGUUUUUCUUAAUGAUUUGCUUGAUUCUGUCUUUCUUUCUUUGUUGAUAUUAUUUCCGGCGAAUUUUACGCAAUUUUUCUUUCUUUUUUUUUUUCAUUUUCUAAAUAACUUACUUACUUUUCUCUCCCCCUCUCUCUCUCUCUCUUUAUUUCCUACUCUUUUUGUGAUCAUACCAGUCGUUAUGUUAUAUUUUCUUCAUUCAUUCCUUUUUAUUUCUUAUUCAUUUCAUUCAUUCAUCUUUUGUUUGCUCUUCAUGAUCUAUCUGCCUGAUGUCUCCCCUUCAUUCAUUCUUGUUUUGCGUUCCUUUUUCAUCUCCAUUUUCCUUCAUUCACACCUUGCUUUCUUUUCUUUCUUUUUUAUUAAAUUACAUUGCCACACAUAA